CGACAUGAUCUUCGUCUCGUCCUUGUUGUGUUUCGUAGCCAGCACGCAGUCGACGACGCCGAGUGGUUCUACGCCGUGUCACUGAGCCGCUCGUUCGUGGUGGCCGGGGACGCCACCGCCGUUGCGGCUGUCCCCGCCCGCGUCUACAGCUCGCUUGCGCCGGUGUGGCUGGCGGGCGCGCAUGCGCUCCAGGCGUGCGGGUGCGACCGCACCCGCGAGGCCCAGCUUCACGGGAUCGAGACGCUGGCCUGCGUCCAGGUACGCGGCGGCGUACUCGAGCUCGGCUCCACGGAUAUCAUCGGGGAGAACUGGGUCGUGAUGCAGCAGGCCAAGGCCGUCUUCUCCACGCUGCCGCACGACGCCGCCCUCGCCACCGGCGCGGCCCAGACGAUCGCGACCGCCCCGUCGCCUGCGGUGAGGAAGGACGGGGCCGGCCACUCGUCUUCCGUCGACUCGGGCCACUCGGACUCGGACGGCGGACUGACGGUGGAGCACCGCCGGCCCAAGAAACGGGGGCGGAAGACCGUUAGCGGCACACGCGAGGCGCCCGCGAGCCACGUCGAGGCGGAGCGGCAGCGCCGCGAGAAGCUGAACCACCGCUUCUACGCGCUGCGCUCGGUGGUUCCCAACGUGUCGCGGAUGGACAAGGCGUCGCUGCUGGCGGACGCCGUGGCCUACAUCCAGGAGCUCAAGGCCAAGGUCGACAAGCUGGAGGCGGAAGGCAAGACGGCCACGAAAGAGAUCACAGUGGAGCAAACCGCCGGUCACAGCGCCGACGCCGGCGCCGCGACGAGCAGCACCACGACCAGCGCCACCACACUCACCAAGGCGGCAAUGGAGGUUGAGGUGAAGCUGCUGGGUGCCGAGGCGCUGAUAAGGGUGCAGUCGGAGGACCGGGGCCACCCACCAGCGAGGCUGAUGGCGGCACUGCGCGACCUGGAGCUCCGCGUGCACCACGCGAGCGUGUCGAGCCUGGAGCAGGUGGUGCUGCAGGACGUGGUGGCGAAGGUGCCAACCGAGCUGCAGCGCGAGGACGGCCUCAGGGCUGCCCUCCUCGCCAGGAUUGACAAGCACUGACCUCCUAACGACAUGAUCUUCGUCUCGUCCUUGUUGUGUUUCGUAGCCAGCACGCAGGUCUUUUCCCAUGUCUUGCCCUCUCUACAUGGAACCAAGACCUACUCGGCAUCAAUGCAUCAACUUC
This is a messenger RNA of Musa acuminata AAA Group (dessert banana), 1201 nucleotides long. Its product is annotated as transcription factor MYC1-like. The transcript has a single exon. Gene Ontology annotation, cellular component: nucleus. The record is from RefSeq and is a predicted model, not a curated record. NCBI's taxonomy places the organism in Eukaryota, Viridiplantae, Streptophyta, Magnoliopsida, Zingiberales, Musaceae. Gene Ontology annotation, molecular function: protein dimerization activity; DNA-binding transcription factor activity; transcription cis-regulatory region binding. The annotation marks the transcript as partial. Gene Ontology annotation, biological process: regulation of DNA-templated transcription.